AUGUCUAGCGAAGCAGAAUCGCCAGCAUUACACUCGGCGCCGUCGGGGCCCCUUGGAUGUCCCGAGCUCCAGGCACCUAUUUCGCAGCGCGCGUCACACACUAGACACACAUAUCUCAACGACGAGGCGCCUGAAGACAUGCAGAGCUCCGGCUCAUCGUCGAGCAUUGAACCAGAUGCCAUCAGCGAUGACGAAGGGUAUGCUGCGACGACGUCGACUAGCUAUAUGACGUCCCUGGCCUCAGAUAUUAGGCGUGGCAUCGAGGAGAACGGAAGGGUCUACGCUGCAUACGGAAUCUACAAACCCUGGAUGCCCGUUGACGAUCGCGAGAUGGAUCGCAAUGAUUUACAGCACUGCAAGUUUACCCUUCUUAUGGAAGACCGGCUUUUCAUUGCGCCGAUCGUGAACAGCCCGCAAAGGAUCCUUGAUCUCGGCACUGGUUCUGGUAUCUGGGCCAUCGACAUGGCCGACCAGUAUCCUUCUGCCAAGAUCAUCGGCGUAGACACGGCGCCAGUCCAACCCAGCGUCUUGCCUCCGAAUCUUGUCUUCGAAGUGGAUGAUAUUGAGCACGACUGGCUAUGGGCACCAUCCAGCUUUGACUUCAUUCACGGCCGUGAACUUAUUAUGGCCAUCCACGAUUGGCCGCGACUCAUCCGCCAGGCCUUCAAUCACCUCAAGCCCGGGGGUCAUUUGCAGCUCGCCGGGUCCUACCCGGACUUUCAGUCUGAUGACGGUACCUUGCCCUCGGACUCGGCGUAUGUCGAAAUGGGCAAGAUCUAUUUCGACAUGUCAGAGCGGAUAGGUGCAUCCGGGCGAGAGGUACUGAAGUGGAAGCACUACCUCUCGCAGGCCGGCUUCGACGACGUUCACGAGCGCAUAUACAAAAUACCCACCAAUCCGUGGCCAAAGGACGAAAGGCUCAAGAAAGUGGGUGUAUUCGAGCUCAACCAUUUCCGCGACAGCAUCGCCAACGUCUUCGCCCGAGGGUACGAGCAGAUCUUGCACGGUGACCCGGCAUACUUUCAGGUCCUCCUUGCCCAGGCCCGUAAAGAAGUUCUCGACCGACGCAUGCAUAGCUGGGUACCAUUCUAUGUCGUCUACGGCAGACGGCCAGAUAAUCACGAAUCUCGACAUCCGGAGGCAUAG
Molecule: messenger RNA, 1146 nt
Organism: Purpureocillium lilacinum
Lineage: Eukaryota; Fungi; Ascomycota; Sordariomycetes; Hypocreales; Ophiocordycipitaceae
Molecular function (GO): methyltransferase activity
Source: RefSeq, a predicted model, not a curated record